UCAUUCUGACGUACAGUGAUGUAACUAUCUUGCCCAGGAAGUAGAGCAGUGGAUAAAACUCUUUUUCGCUCUGAGGAAGUAUUGUGGUUUUAUUUCUGGGGUUUUGUGAUCGACUAUGGCUACCUUCAUUUCUGUACCGUUAAAAAAGUCUUCAGAAGUGGAUUUGUCUAAGCCCCUCUCCAAAUUCAUUAGUGCUACAUACCCGAGUGGUGAGGAGCAAGCAGAGUAUUGUCGUGCUGCUGAAGAGCUUAAUAAGCUCCGAAAGAGUGCGGUUGGGCGGCCGCUGGACAAACACGAAAGUUCAUUAGAGACACUGUUCAGGUAUUAUGAUCAGCUGUGCUGCAUAGAGGCUAAGUUUCCUUUCUCAGAAAAUCAGAUUUGUUUAACAUUUACUUGGAAGGAUGCAUUUGAUAAAGGAUCACUGUUUGGAGGCUCUACUAAACUUGUACAGCAUUUUGCAAAGCCUUUGGAUUCUGGUGCUAUUGAAGUUGAACUUGCUAGCUUGCUGUUAGACCAUAUGUCAUAUUCUAUUGCUAGUGGUGCUUUUGCCCACAUUAAAGAUACUGUGCUGUCAGCACUGAAUCGUGAGCCUACUAUGGAUCUUUCACCAGACACAGUUGGCACCCUUAGUCAGAUCAUGUUGGCUCAAGCCCAGGAGGUGUUCUUCCUUAAAGCUGCAGCAGAUAAAAUGAAGGAUGCUAUAAUAGCCAAACUGGCAAAUCAAGCAGCAGAUUACUAUGGCGAUGCUUUUAAACAGUGCCAGUACAGAGAAAAUUUACCAAAGGAAGUGCUUCCAGUCUUGGCUGCAAAACAUUGCAUUAUGCAAGCUAAUGCAGAGUAUCAUCAAUCGAUCUUGGCUAAGCAGCAGAAGAAGUUUGGAGAAGAAAUUUCCAGAUUGCAGCAUGCAGCGGAGUUGGUAAAAACAGUAGCUUCUCGAUAUGAUGAAUAUGUCAAUGUUAAGGAGCUUUCUGAUAAGAUCAGUCGUGCACUUACUGCUGCCAAAAAGGAUAAUGACUUCAUCUAUCAUGACAGAAUCCCUGACCUAAAAGACCUUGAACCUAUUGGAAAAGCGUCUAUGGUAAAACCAACUCCAGUCAGCGUGCCUAUCAGUCAAAAGUUCACUGAUCUAUUUGAAAAGAUGGUUCCAUUAACUGUGCAGCAAGCUCUGAGUGGAUAUAACCAGAGGAAGGCACUUCUAAUAAACAGUCUAAUAGGGCAAAUGAAAGAAGCCACCAAUGUAUCAAAUGGGUUUUCUGUUAAGUAUCCUAGUACCUUUGGCAAUAGUCUACUUUUCUCUGGUGUUGUGGACAAACUUGAUUUGAUGCAACUUGCUCAUUGCAGUUGGAUUAUAGGUAAUGGGAGGAGCAAAGAGUUACUAUUCAGAAUUGAUAAUGACACCAUUUACCUUUGUUUGCAGUCAUUUAAAAUGCUUGCUGAAGAAGAGGCUACAGAUAAUGAGCUGAAGACAAAGUUUAAAGAAAGAUGGCAAAGAACGCCAUCCUCUGAGCUUUAUAAGUCACUGAGAUCAGAGGGAGACAAAUGUCGUGCCAUGCUGGACCAAGCUGUUCAUGCUGAUAAGACUGUUAAAGACCGCUAUGCCGCAGCACGGAACACCAUUGCCCUUCUUUGCAAGCCUGAAGCAGAACUUAGUGCUGCUAUUCCUUCUGCUAACCCAGCCAAAACACUACAAGGAAGUGAGGUUGUUACUGUGCUGAAAACUCUUCUGGCUCAGCUAGAUGAAGUUAAAAAAGAAAGAGAGGCUCUUGAGAAAGAACUGAAAUCCAUCAGCUUUGACAUGACUAGCAAGUUCCUGACUGCGCUAGCUCAGGAUGGAGUUAUUAAUGAAGAAGCAAUCUCAGUGUCUGAACUAGACCGCAUCUAUGGCAGCCAUACUCAGAAUGUUCAGACUAAUCUGAAAAAGCAAGAGGAACUUCUCAAUAAUAUUCGUGUUUCUUAUGAGGAUUUCUCAAAAAUGAAACAGUCAAAUACAGAAACAAAUCAAAGAGAGGAAGUCCUAAAAAAUCUGGCAGUGGCACAUGACAGCUUUGUAGAACUGCUUGCAAACUUAAAGGAAGGCACAAAGUUCUACAAUGAUUUAGUUGAAAUUAUUCUGAGAUAUCAGAACAGAUGCAGUGAUAUCGUUUUUGCCAGGAAGACUGAGAGAGAGGAGCUUCUUAAGGAUUUGCAGCAAAGUAUCGCACGAGAGCCCAGUGCUCCGUCUUUAGCAGUGCCUGCAUACCAGACUGCCGGUGUCGGAAGCGUGUCAGCAGCUAGUGAUGCAAGCCAUGCAGCUCCUACCCCAGCUCCCAGAACUGCAUUUGUGCAUAAACAACACACCGACAUUAAUGCUUGCUGA
Molecule: messenger RNA, 2356 nt
Organism: Protopterus annectens (West African lungfish)
Lineage: Eukaryota; Metazoa; Chordata; Ceratodontiformes; Protopteridae
Gene: PDCD6IP
Product: programmed cell death 6 interacting protein
Exons: 17
Coding region: 116-2356 (746 amino acids)
Biological process (GO): mitotic cytokinesis
Cellular component (GO): endosome
Molecular function (GO): protein binding
Source: RefSeq, a predicted model, not a curated record